AUGGGAAAAAAAAAACCAGCCUCCCCGACGACCUCCUCCACUCCAUCCUCCGCGACCUCCCGCUCAAGCACGCCGCCCGCACCAGCGCCUUCUCCCGGCGGUGGGCGCCCCAGUGGAUCCGCCGCGUUCCUGGGUCUCCCCGGCGACCUGUUCCAGGUCAGGAGCUCGCUGGAGCGGCUCGCGCUAGGCCGGCUCAGCCUCCGCGCCGUCCCGCUCCCCGCGGCCGCCGGUCUCGCCGGCCUCCGCUCCCUUUCCCUCAGCCACACCGACGUCACCGACGAGGCGCUCCGGGGCGUGCUCGCCACCUGCCGCGCGCUCGAGUCCCUGAGCCUGCGGUGCUGCCCCCUCCUCGCCGCGGUGCGCGUCGCCAGCGAGCGGCUGCGGGCGCUGGAGCUCCUGGGCUGCCUGGGCGUGCGCGAGCUCCGGGUCGCCGCGCCCGCGCUCGAGUCGUUCGCCCUGUACGGCGACGUCAUCCUGAGCACCGCCGACUGGUGCGAGGCCGUCGUCGUCGACUUCGCCCCCGCGCCGGCGCUGCGCGACGUGUACCUCUCGCACAUGGCCGGCCUCCACACCUUGGACCGGAACCACGACUACUACUACCCCUUCGUCUACCACGGUCCCGCAUCCCCGGAUCUUGACGCUCUGCUCCGUCGGCUUGGUGGUGCCGUCGCUUUCAAUGGACUCGGAUGAUGAUGACCGCUUCGAUCAUCUUCCUUAUGCGCAUGUCGACGGCGCUGAGGAUACGUAUGUAGACAUGCCCAACCUCCAAGAGCUGCAGCUGCUGCUGGGCUCCCUAGAAGAAGAAAUUCUCUCUCAGGACGCGCGGUUCCUGAGCGCGUGUACUAUUUCUUCUGUCACACCUCACUUCCGGUCCUCGAACGGCUCUUCAUCCGUCUCUCCAGCACUCCUGCACACAGAAGCAGCUGGGUGUCAGACGAGGAGGAGGAGGAGGACGAUGACAAAUACAUCGGAUUCGGCCACAAGAUCGUCCUCGGCCAGCUGACUUUCAUCAAGGUCGUGAUUUUAGGGGGACAUGGCGGGAGCGGCGGCUGGUCGGGUUCUUGCUGAAGAGGGCACCCAUCCUCGAGUCGAGCAGCUGGUGCUGGUCAUGGCGGAAGGAGGAGGAGCCCCGGGAGACGAGCGCCUGGAGGACAUCCGGGAGUGGGUGUCGGCGCUGCGAAAGGCCUCGCGCGAGGCCACCUCCGUGUGCCGGCCCAGCGAAGACGAUAGCCCGAACCAUGCCCACACGAGGUUCUUCCAUGAGGAGUAUUGCUUCAUGCAUAAAGAAUGAUUUUCUACACGAACAGGGUUGCUUUGUUUGUAAAAAAAUAAUUAUGUUUCAAGUAGUUUUAGGAUGCGCGAUCUGCUCUAUUCUAGUACCUUAUAA
Molecule: messenger RNA, 1387 nt
Organism: Panicum virgatum (switchgrass)
Lineage: Eukaryota; Viridiplantae; Streptophyta; Magnoliopsida; Poales; Poaceae
Exons: 3
Coding region: 1-690 (229 amino acids)
Source: RefSeq, a predicted model, not a curated record